Molecule: messenger RNA, 6932 nt
Organism: Anopheles funestus (African malaria mosquito)
Lineage: Eukaryota; Metazoa; Arthropoda; Insecta; Diptera; Culicidae
Exons: 2
Coding region: 2953-3861 (302 amino acids)
Source: RefSeq, a predicted model, not a curated record
AGGUGUGAAUUUUGAAGCCGUUCAUAGGAGUGAAAUUUGGUUCCGUUCCAAGGAGUGAAAUUUGGUUCCGUUCCAAGGAGUGAAAUUUGGUUCCGUUCCUAGGAGUGAAAUUUAGAGCCGUUCCUAGGAGUGAACUAUGGUUACACUCUUGGUUACAUAAUCCAUUGUAUCGGGAGUAGGUGUUAAUGACGGCGCUAGAAAAUCAGCAGGCAACCGUAAAUUUUGUCCGUAAACUAAUUCUGCUGGAGUACAUUUAAGAUCUUCUUUAUGUGUUAUUCGUAUUCCUAAAAGUACUAUUGGUAACUUUUCAGUCCAGCGUUCAGAGGUAUCAUUUGCCAUCAGUGAACCUUUCAAUUGCCUAUGAAAACGUUCCACUAAUCCAUUUGACUGUGGAUGAUACGCAGUAGUGGUAAUGUGAUGACUACCUAAUAGCUUAGUCAGCUCAGCAAAUAGUUUCGAUUGAAACUGCCUACCUCUAUCUGAAGAAAUGUUUACAGGACAUCCAAAUCGAGAUACAUAGUUUUGAACUAGCGUUUUAGCUACUGUCUCAGCGGUAAUAUCGGCUAUUGGAAAUGCUUCCGGCCAUCGAGUUACAUAUCGGUUACGGUUAAUAUGUAAGCCAUAUUAUCGGAAAGAGGAAGCGGUCCUACUAUGUCGAUAUGUAUGUGAUCGCAUCUUCCUGAUGGAAGGUCAAACCGAGACAAGGAAUUACUAGCAAUCUAUUUGGCUAUCAAACAUUUUCGGUAUUUCAUAGAAGGUUUUGGCAAGCCAGCGAGUGAGGAUCUCCGAUCCUGAUCAAAAUAAAAAAGAAGUUCAACCCCACUUCAGAACUAUUUUUGGUGCGUGCAAAAAAUUUUUAUUUACUAUGAUUAGGUAAUGAAUCUGUUAGAGUACGUUUAUAAGUAGCAUUUACAAAAAUUUGCAGUGUUCUAACUUCAUUUCUCACUAAAAUCAUGGCAAAAAUGUAAAAAAUCAAGGGGUGGGCACUUUAUUUUGACAGCCACUGUACUUUAAUGUGUUGAGUGUACUCUGAGCGGUCAUCAAUGACAAACCCCAAGUACUUCAAACUUCGCGACGACGGUAUCACAGAUGCCCCGACAUGAAUAACCGAACUUUGCUGACUUCGGUGAGAGCUCACUAGAAUAUAUUCCGUCUUAACAGGUGCGAGUUCCAGUCGCACAGUAUGCAUUCAAGAGGAUAUAGUUUGGACCGACUCCUCAACAACUCUCUCGACCUCAUUGAUCGUACUACCUAACACCGUAAGUACAAUGUCGCCUGCAAACCCGAUUACAGUCGCUCCCGGUGUCAAGGGGAGCGUUAAAACGGCAUUGUACGUGAUGUUCCAGAGGGUCGGCCCUAGGACCGAACCCUGCGGUACGCCUGCCCAUAUUCUGCGCGCCACGGUACCUUGUGACGUUUCGUAGACCAGUACCCGGUCUCGGAAAUAGUCACCAAUAAGGUCAUAAAGGUACUUUGGCACUUGAAUUCGAACAUCUCUGGCUGCGACUUCAUGGCUGCAGCCAGCGCGGUGUGUGGUUAACAACGCAUUCGGUUCGGUUGACGUUCUGCUGAGGUGUGCGUAGCUAUUCGUUUCCGUAUCGCGUUUCACACCGUUUAAAUAUCAAUUUACACUCCUUGAGUUUUUUGUUUCGAUUUUGUAUACACUUCACUUUUUACGUGAUUUAGGUUAGUUUAAUUGUUUGUGACACACUUUCUACUCGACAAUAUUAUUGUUUUUUUUCUCUUUUCGGUAGUGUAAGCACUUUUAUUGCGCGUUUUUGCGCUUGGUUACGGAGCACUUUGUACAGGGUUUUCACUACCUUAAUCACGCACAUUAUGGUUAACACCGUAAGAAUUAUAUUAAGUUUGAAAUCGUGUGUCAAAUGAUGUUCUGUGUGAAUGUUUUGGGUUUGAAUCACUGUGAGAUCAUGGUCUCUUCCCAUUUCGGUUUCACUUAUUGUUUUUUUUUUUUGUUUUUAAUCACUUUCUACACCACUAUCAUAGUCACUGUCGUACCUAUGUGCAUUUCUUAAUGCUUCCGUAAGUUCUCUCUUAAAAUAUUGCACGUGGUGGUGGCUUUCUAUUAUGAGGUUCUCAAGAAUUCUAGUGUUGUUAUAAUCUUUAAUAUUGUCAACUUUUCUCAAGAAUGACCUGAUUCUUAACACUCCCUGUUCUGUGGUAUAUUCUUCGAAUGUCGCCAACCUUUUCAUUUGCUCGAAAAGUGCCUCGUGAAGAUUGUUCACUUCUUGUUUCAUUAUUUAUGUUGCACCAAUUUUAAAUGCACCAAGUUUGCAUUUUUUUUUAUGUCGUUUUCGCGUCACAAGGUCGCUUUACCUUGCUUGUUAUGCUAAAAACAUAACCACUGUCACGGUCGCCAUGUGGUAAACAACGCAUUCGGUUCGGUUGACGCUACGGCGCGCGUUCGAUUACAACGGUUUACUUCGCGGAACGAUCGGUGCGCGGCACUUACUGAAAAGUGCUGACUCGUACUUUUACACGGUGACUCAUUUGAACGAAGGUGGACUUAAACGAUUGGUGCCGGAUCGAGCCUUACCUCCAUUAAGGGAACACUGAUGAGUGGAAAUAAAACUCUAGACAUGUAUUACUUCACUGAUGUCAGAAUCUCGAGUUACAUCAGCAACAUGCCUCGUCCACGAUCUGUAGACCACAUCGCGGAUUCUGUGAGGUCCCCACAUCGCGGAUUCGGUGAGGCGAAUUGUGGGGGUCCGUGGUCGGGCUUUCGUCUUGCACUCCAGUGCUUCGGACACUUUCCGCCACAUCUCAAGCGUCUCAUUGUGGUUCUUGCAGGACAAUUCCAGAAGAAUAUUCCCCUAGAAAUUCAUCCUUACACGCUCCACUUUCUGCCGAUCAUCACCCAGCUUUUCCUUGAGGAUGCGCAUCAUCUCGUUCUGUGUUGUUUGUUGUUUCCAGCUCCAACGCAUCUAGGACGCGAUGCGCGCGCUGCUUCGGUUGUUUUGUUUACUGCUGUUGCUCCGGUUGCUGCUGCUGCUGCUGGUUCGUGUCAAGCGCCGCUGCUUCCGCUGCUUCCUCCGUGCCCGUCGCUUGGCCUGUUUGCUCAGAACUUUUGUCCAUUCGGGUGUUCUUGAGACUUGUCCUGGUCUGUUGUCCGUAGUCUUGUUCUUGUUUUGUCUGCGUUUGCGUUUCUUUGUCUUUUUGGCUGUUUGUGUGUCUGUGUGUUUGUCAGUUAUGUUGCUUGUCUCAUCGUUUGAAAGGGUCAAGGGUGUGUCCGUGGUCGUGGGGAUGUCAGAGUUUUGUGUGGUUUCGGUCUUUUUGUUUGUUUGUGUUUUGGUGUUUGUGUCUUUUGGUGUUUUUGUCAUUUUGUUUGUGUGGGUCGAAGGGUUGUUUGUUGGGGUGUCUUGUGUGUUUGUUGGUUUGUCUGUUUGUGUGGUGUCUUCGCUGUUUGGGUUGUCUGAUGUUUGGUUUAUCUGUGUUUGUGCUUGUGUUUGUUCCUGUGUCCACUGUUUUACAGCGUUCAACUUAAGCAGAAGCUUAUUGUUGGCCUCCAAGAUCAGUUCCGUCAUGUGCGUCAGUUCUUCCACCUCCUCUUUGGUCGGACCAGGUGACAGCUGUUUUCCGGGUAACUGGGGUGCAGGCUGGGCCUCCACGAGUGAAGACCUGGCCACAUUACCCGUGGACUGCCGCUCAACCGGUGUCGCAAUGAGUUCUGGUAGUUCGUCCACUACACGUGGCGGUGAUUCGGGAACGUCCGUCAUUGUUGUUUGUCCCUGUCUUGAUUUUCCGUCUUGUUUUUGGAGGUCUCCCGAGCCGGUCCCGACAGUCGCUUGGGGGAUGCGGUCAGUUACGGCCUGGAUGUACUGCGCGUCAUUGGAGCUGCCUUAAGACGCCUCAAGGUAGCGGUAUACCGCUCACUUGGCGUUUCCCUCAUUCUCUUCAAGAAUGAGGCACAGAUCUCCAGGCCUUCCUUCCGCAUUUGCGAUGGUGGGCCUUCGAGCACCAGCACCAUAACAGAAAAUCCUUUAAAGGUAGGUCGUGCCACCUCCGUUGGUAUGCAAACUAGAUACGACGGUCUAGCUACAUUCCGCCCGGCACCACGCGGAGGUGAAGGUCGGACUAUGCCGGGCUUUUUUUUUCUUUUUCUUCGGUUUGAGGGAAUGAUGCUUCUACAACAUCAGUGAUCACAAGACAUAUAUACUGGUACGCGCCAGGGACAUAAACGGUGGCUGCCUUUGGCAUACACGUAAUCUUCAUCUUGUUUGAAGAAGUCUUCUGAUCGUGGACCUUAACUGGUAUGGUAACCGAAACAGCAUGGUUCAACCACUUCGUGGUUGUGUGGGCCAAUAUGUAUGGACCUAGCCAUGACUGACCUCUCCAGCUCAUCUUCACGGGGAUGAACUUGAUUUUUUCUACAGGCACCUGUUCCUGCUUACUGUCGAAGAUCACGUCCGACACUGUCGAAGAUCCGCUGACUAGUCGUGAGUACUGGGAUAGUGUCCGCCAGUACAGGUUGCUUGCUCCAGCAUCUGUACCAAUCUGUGUUGAUGUUGAGUUUGUUGGGGCGCUCGUCCACUUGCGGGUUGUUCCAGCUACGUCAGCGUACCCAUUAGCAACCAAGUUCUGGACAUUACUUGUAGAGUAAGCCAUCCAUUCCACCGGGGCAAUACAGUGCAUAAGUAAUCCCAAUCUGAUGAGGGGCGCCUCGUCAGACAUCGACUGGAUGCCCGUUCUCCGAGAGGUCUCCAUCAAACAGAUCAAGGCACUCACGUCUUUCAUUCCUUUCACCGGCAUCAUUGACCUCAGCAACGUCGGGUUUGACUCUGUGUCGAUUAUCGACUUGAGCAUCAAACCCUGCUCUGUCAAUAGUGGUUCCUGGGCUUCAAGAGGGUUGUUGACACUAACACCCACUCCCGGAAACUUGUCGAUUGCGGAGUGCGUCGACCCAACCGUGACGUUAACAGCGAUCAGCGGAUCCGCCCACAUAACUGAGCUAUACUGAGUGACCUUCCCUUCUCUUUCACUUACUACCUCUUCGGUGUUACAAGGUAGAAAUUGUGUUCCGCUCGGAACCGGAUCUCUUAGAGGUUCAGCAAAUAACUUGGCCAAGAGUGCCGACGCACCUGCACUUGCUGACGGUGUCCCGGAAGGACCUCCACUGCCAACUGGUCGACCGGGGUGAGGAUCUCCUCCAUCUCCAGAAGAUCCACUUCCCCCUCCGUCACCAGGGUCGCCUCCACCACCCGCUGGACUAGAACCGCCGCCCUGGCCACCGUUGUUGCUACUACCACUACCGCCCUCCCCAGCGCCCGACCGAUAGUUGACAUUCGCAUUUGAAUUUGCUCUGCCACCGUCGUGCCUCGCAAUGGAGUUGUCGUGUGAUUGUAGACCAGCUGUGGCCUGGCGAGUAAUUCGCUUUCCAACCCCUGUUCUAGAAGGUCUGUCUGUUGUGCUAGUUCCAACAACCUCCCACGAUCCGUGUCCGUCUGUGUUCCCCUGGACUCCCUCACGAAACCCAGAGCGCGAAAUAUUUUCCAAACCGUCGACGAAAACGGUUUGGACGGCGGACUGUGAGGAGUCCGCCAAUUGUGGACCAUCGACGUCUGUCAUGAUCCUGUAGGUAUUUUUUGUUUAGGUGUUCCUCUUCACCGGUCCUUUGUACCUUAGAUGCGCCGUUGCAUCCUUAGAUGCCUUAAUAAAAUUAGGCCUAUCUUUGGAAUUAUCUCCAAAUUUCGGCAAGCAUACAACUGCUUGCCCCUUGAAAUAGAUCGUCCAAUCUGAUCCAUCUGAUUCCUUUUUGAUAAACAUUUAAGGGAAUAUUAUUGUCAACCCUUCUAGUUGUUGUUACCCUUGGCAAAACUUUCCUGCUCCGGUAAAUUUGGAAAUAUAGGAGAAUGGGAAGAAGGAAUAAGAUUGGUCGUUGCACAAGCCGAGCUGACCGAACCUUCGAGGGAAGGAGGGAAGGAACCGACAACAAGCAAAGAACUCAAUUCACCGGAGAACUCAGUUCUGUCGGACCUGCUGCGCUGUGAAGUUUUCGCUACCAUAGCUACUGUCUCUUGAGGACUGUCGAUGGUAGCAGCGGGCAUCCUCCUUCACCAGCAAACAGAUCGGUACUACGCCUGUAAUUACGGCGGCCGUCUCGUAUCGCACCGUUCUGAAUGCAGAUGCUGUCCGCAGGAGACAUUGUCGCUGAGUACGCUCUAGGAGCCUGCGGUUGACUUGUCUCUCGACUGCAACAGCUCAAUGUGCGGGAAAGAUGGACGCUAUGAAGGGAAAGAUGGACACUUAUAUAAACUUACAGAUUUUUAUUUCUUUUCUUUUUUUUAAGUUUAAGAAGAUGAGUAUGUUUUAACAUAAUGUAUUGUUCUUCGAUUUCAAAUGCAUAAACAAAGAUAUUUAUUUAUGAUAUUGUUUAAGUCUUUUAAACGUGUUAACAUUCAUUGCAAAAAAUCAUUUAAAUAACUAUAAGGAACGAUUGACAAUUUUACUAAAUGUUAAUAUCAGCUCUGGCAGACUGUUGUAGAGGAGAUUGUUUGCCCGAGGAGACAAGUAUUUGUGACGAACAUGUUGUUUAGAUGUUCUGAUUUGAAUUUGUUUUGAUGUGUUGAUUUGAGUUAGAUUUGAACUCAGUAUUUGAGUGAACGCUGUAGUGUCGGGCAAACUUGUCAUUGGGCUGCUGUGGAAAAACUCUGCAGAAAUCCCCAGCGUGCUUCCAUAGACUAGCUCGGCGGGCGAUGCCUUGAUGUCAUCUUGAAUGAGCACCUCAAUCCAAGGAGAAUCAAGGGUAGAUGGUCGACCCAGUGCGUGGUGUCCUUGCGGCAAAUCGCCGCCUUUAACGUCCGAUGCCAACACUCAAUCAAUCCAUUGGCUUCAGGGUGGUAUGCCGUGGUCCGCAGAUGUUUACUGCCAAGCGCCUGGGUAAGCUCGGUGAAAAGUGCUGUCGAUCAGAUAUUGCU